AUGGAGCUAAUCCGGAGAGGAGAAAGCAAAGCUGUGGAUGAAGAGGAUUUUUCGCAGGAGAUUGAGGAGAUUGCAGGGUAUUCACUGGGGAAUCAGCUGAGGGCAGGCUUCUUUGGUCAAGAUGCCAGUGUCCAGACGGAUGUGUCCGAACUGCCGUUGGUCAAAUGUCUCUCAGAUGAAACUGCGCAACUUGUGAAGGAGAUGGAGACUCUGAAGAAAGAGACUGCAGUGAAAGUGAAGUUUAUUGAGGCCCAGUAUGAGUCCAGGCUGCAGCAAGAGGCAGAGGCUUUCUACACCAGAAUUAAUUACAAAGUCAAAGCUUUUGAGAACCACCACAAAGAGAAAAUAACUGUCCUGCGAAACAGCUUUCAACAGCAGUUCGCCAAUGCAGUAGAAGUUAUCAAAGCCAGCUAUAAGAACUACAGCAUGGAGAAAAGCGAGGUCACCUCCAGCGACACAGGACGAGUUCAAGACCUUUUGAAUGAGCUCCAGGAGAAGGACUUUAAAAUCAUGUGCCUGAGAGAGCAGCUGAGGGAGAAUGAGGAGAUCAGCUCUGAGCCUGCAGAUGAUCCGGAGAAAGACUGGCUGAGGACGGAGAACAACAGGCUCAAAGAUGAUGUCAACAGCUUGCACAUUGAAAUGGAGCAAAUUCGACAAGCUCUGGAGGCCAAAGAUCAAAGUCUGAAGGAUAUGGCCUUGAAUAUUUCACAGCUGCAGUCAAAGGCGGAUGGUGACAGAAAAGCCUUGCAAAAGCUGUCCAGUGAAAAUGACAAACUAAAGGUGCAGCUGAACCUUGAGAAAGAAAAUGGAAGAAUUCAGAUAUGCCAACUGAAACAGAAAGCAGAGAAAGUGACUGAAUCUACUGAAAACUCCCCAAAAAAAGAGAGGAGGCAUGAGGAAGAGAGGCUAGCAAAGCAAGAGAGUCAGAGAGAUCUGUUAGCUCAGGAGGACAAGCUGAACACCCAGAAAACCCAGAGAGCAGCUGCUCCUGUGGAGCUGGAUUCGAACAACAAGGACCUUACAGAAGAACUGGAGAAGCUGAGGCAAGCAGAGAGAUCACAGAAGCAGCACAUUGACAGGUUGGAAAAGAAAAUAGCUAUGACCAAUGAAGCAUGGGAAAAGAAGUUUGAAAUUCUCAGACAGAGUUUUCAUGCCAUCAAGGACGAAAUGUUCCUGCGGCAGAGCCUGCAGCGCCAGGCCGCAUCGCUGCACCAAGCCUCAGUCAACUACGCUAUGAAGGCUCCUGUCUCACACCAAGGCCAGAAUCCAGAAGAAGCUAGUUUUAGUAGGACUUGUUUCUCCACUAAGACCCCUCUGCCUUCCAUAGGUGCACGAGAAAUGCAGACAGUCAGGCUCAAGACAGUGACCAUCCACCUGCCAAGUGGACAGACAGACCCCUUCUCAGCUUCAGAAGCGAGUGAAGGUGACAGUGAUGAGGAAUCAACCAAGAUCCUGCCUCUCCCGCCUCCUCCAAACAGACCGACCCCAUCUAACACAACAUUUCAAGUACAAAGCAAAUAA
Molecule: messenger RNA, 1521 nt
Organism: Colossoma macropomum (tambaqui)
Lineage: Eukaryota; Metazoa; Chordata; Actinopteri; Characiformes; Serrasalmidae
Gene: cunh10orf67
Product: chromosome unknown C10orf67 homolog
Exons: 16
Coding region: 1-1521 (506 amino acids)
Source: RefSeq, a predicted model, not a curated record